AUGGCUGACCUUCUCCGCUCAGAACUUAAGACCACAAAGGACCAAACAUUUUGCAGGAAUGAACACAACGUAUCGGGUUAUUGCUCCAAACAGUCGUGCCCUCUCGCAAACUCACGGUAUGCGACGAUUCGCUCGGAUCCCGCCACCGGAGAUCUAUACCUAUACAUCAAAGCGAUCGAACGCGCCCAUCUCCCGUCGCAAUGGUGGGAAAAGAUAAAGCUACCUAAGAAUUAUGGCCAAGCCCUCGAGCUUGUAGACCAGCAUCUUGCAUACUUCCCCAAGUUCCUUAAGCACAAGAACAAGCAGCGCUUGACUCGUCUUACUCAGGUCAACAUAAGGAUAAGGAAGUUGGCAAAGGAAGAAGAGCGCUUAGGAGAGCGCCUCGUUCCUAGAUUAGCGCCCAAGGUUCGCCGACGAGAGGAAGGCCGAGAGCGAAAGGCUCUUGCAGCCGCCAAGGUCGAGCGCGCUAUCGAGCGAGUUCUUAUUGACCGUCUGCGUAGUGGCGCAUAUGGCGAUCGACCGAUCAACGUCGAACCAAAUGUCUGGAAACGUGUCAUGAAGGGCCUGCAAAAGGAAGGCCAACUCAAGGGUGACGAGGAUUUGGAUGAGGGUAUUGAGGAUGAAGACGAGAACGAGUACGAACAGGAAAUGGAGAAUGGUGUCGGCGAAGUCGAAUAUGUGAGCGACAUAGAGGGCGAAUCCGACGACGACCUGGAGGACUUCGAGGACUGGAUAGGUGGACAGAGUCCAGACGAAGGCUCAGGUGAUGAGGACGACGAGAGUGGUAGCGAAGAAGACGAAAACGAAGACGAGUCCGAAGACGAAGACACAGAAGCUCUCAAGAAGACCCUGGCGAACCUCAAGCGCAAGCGUCCUGCUGGCCCGCCGCCCAAGCCCAAGAAGAAGCCAUCGAAAGACUCAAAGGGCCCGAGACGCGAGAUCGAGUACGAGAUGGAGAGGGAGCCCGCUGCGAGAGAAGCUAUGCGCAUAUAA
Messenger RNA from Alternaria atra, 993 nucleotides. RefSeq lists its product as uncharacterized. Gene Ontology annotation, cellular component: preribosome, large subunit precursor; nucleolus. Bases 1 to 993 code for a protein of 330 amino acids. The record is from RefSeq and is a predicted model, not a curated record. Gene Ontology annotation, biological process: maturation of 5.8S rRNA; maturation of LSU-rRNA. The transcript has 2 exons. Lineage: Eukaryota; Fungi; Ascomycota; Dothideomycetes; Pleosporales; Pleosporaceae.